Messenger RNA from Ruditapes philippinarum (Manila clam), 810 nucleotides. RefSeq names its product probable E3 ubiquitin-protein ligase RNF144A-A. Lineage: Eukaryota; Metazoa; Mollusca; Bivalvia; Venerida; Veneridae. Gene Ontology annotation, biological process: ubiquitin-dependent protein catabolic process; protein polyubiquitination; positive regulation of proteasomal ubiquitin-dependent protein catabolic process. Gene Ontology annotation, cellular component: ubiquitin ligase complex; cytoplasm. The record is from RefSeq and is a predicted model, not a curated record. Bases 52 to 810 code for a protein of 252 amino acids. Gene Ontology annotation, molecular function: zinc ion binding; ubiquitin protein ligase activity; ubiquitin conjugating enzyme binding. The transcript has 7 exons.
UAGUUUCUGUUUUCCCUAUAUUUGUAGUGUGUGAGACAGUAUUUGGUGGUAAUGAUAGCAGAAGGAAAUGUACUGUCUAUAACUUGUCCUGAUGCUCAAUGUAGAAAACAAGGAAAAAUUCUGUUCCCAGAGGUUAAGAAACUUGUUGAUGAUAAAAGCUUUACUAGAUACCGGAAAAUAAGAUACCAGAAAGAGGUUGAUCUUGACCCUCACAGAACAUUUUGUCCAGAAGCAGGUUGUGAGACAGUAUGUCAUGUAUGUAGUACAUCUACCAGUGAUGCUAUAACAAGACCUACACCAGUUGAUUGCCCUACUUGUGGUCUACAGUUUUGUUCAGUGUGUAAAUCAAGGUGGCAUCAUGCAAAGUCCUGUGAUGAAGUUAUUAUGUCUGGAAGAUUAGAGGAUCAGGGAAUUCCAUUUAAUUGUGUAGAGAAUUCUGAAAUCAAGCGUUGUCCGGUUUGCCAUGUACCUAUAGAAAGAAACGAUGGUUGUGCUCAGAUGAUGUGUAAACGUUGUAAACAUGUGUUCUGUUGGUACUGUCUCACUUCACUCGAUGAUGAUUUUUUAUUAAGACACUAUGACAAGGGACCAUGUAAGAACAAGCUGGGACAUUCUCGAGCAUCUGUGAUAUGGCACAGGACACAAGGUUAUAGGCAUCUUUGCUGGUUUUGGAGUUCUUUUACUUGUUGCCUCACCAUUCCUGUUGCUUGCGGCACCCGCAUACUAUAUGCUGUAAAUGUAAAGUAUGUAAGUGCUGUGAAGAUGAUGACGGGGAACCAGUAUCCACCUAAACACCAUCAAGUGACUUAA